Formica exsecta is the source of this 1034-nucleotide messenger RNA. RefSeq lists its product as uncharacterized. NCBI's taxonomy places the organism in Eukaryota, Metazoa, Arthropoda, Insecta, Hymenoptera, Formicidae. The transcript is spliced from 2 exons. The record is from RefSeq and is a predicted model, not a curated record. Bases 61 to 978 code for a protein of 305 amino acids.
UUGGUAAUUAAUUGAAAUCGUUUGUGAAUCAGACAGUAAAAUCGACUUAAAAAGACGACGAUGUGUGGGAACAGUCUCACGUUUUGCAUGCUUCUACUCAUCGUUUCGUCUUUAGCCUUUCAAUCAAGUUCUACGAACGACGAUAAUAAAGAUAAUAAUUUGACAGUGCGCGAGUACACCAAGAGAAACUAUGAUAAAAAAGCAGAAUUGCGUAAAAAUGAUACAAAUGACAACAAAGAUUAUUGCAUGAUGAUAAUAAAAAUUAGAAAAUCACAAUCGUUAAAUCACAUCGUUUUACGCGAGAUGUGCGAUAAUAUUACUUAUAUUCGCAUACUUUGUUGUCCUCUCAAUAAUUGUUCGAUUCACAAGAAUUGCAUUGCUAAAGAAAAUGAAUAUGUUUGCUCAAAUGGAUAUAACUAUUCGAACGAUUCGAUGCAGAAUGAAAAUAAGAAGGUAGACGAAUUUUGUCCAUUGAUUGUUCAAAACCCGCGCCAACUUAACUGUUCCCAGAAGAAACAUUUCUCUUAUCCUUAUUUCAAAUUCAUCGAAAUAACAAAAUAUUAUCUGACGAAUGUGCAUGAUGAUCAAUUUAAUGCCUCUAUCUGCUUGAAGGCUGCGAAUGAAAUAUUUCAUAAAGAAAUGGAUAAGAUCAUAAAAGAUCUCACUAAUGAGAUCUUGUCAACUGAGUUAACCAUAUCAUUCUAUAGCAAUAUAGUGUCUAUGCUGUGUUUGAUCUUAAUAUUCUUGGUGUACUCUACACUGCCAGAGCUUCGUAACAUACAUAAUUUCAUGCUGCGCAGAUCUAUCAGUAUGAUAUUUAUCGUAUAUACGAUCGAGGUUAUUGAUUAUCUAUUCAACAUAAAAGGUCAGAAAAAUUCCAUCUGCGUUAUAAGCGCUCUAGUCUGGUAUUUCUGCAAUUUGACAAGCGAUUUUUGGUUAAAUGUAAUCAGUUUCGACAUGUGGUGGACAUUUAGGUAAAAAUUGUCAAGUAUAUUUUUUCACGCUAUACUUUAUAAUAUGAAUUUAUUUUUAUA